GGGACAAUGGUGGAGAGACUUUUAUGUGAGAUGGCCAAAAAACCUGCCUGCUAGCAGCCGCGGUCGAAUAAACUUUCUUCUUUUUCCUUUUCUAAAGAACCAAUUCACUUACGGAGUGGAAUUGAUGACUUUCGUUUCCUUCACCUAACAACGACCUGUUGUGUUUAACACACUUGAGGUUAUUUAAAUGGAAUUAACUUGGCCUACCAACACAAGAAAUGAAGUCAAUGGAAUAAAUAUGGGAGCUGCACUUCUGCACACCUUUGAGCAGCAGUAUGAUGCAGGCAGGAGUCUGUCUGAGACAGGACACUGAGACAAAACUACCAGAGCUCACUGAGCAGCACAGGAUCAGACUGAAAGAAGAGGAACUCAGUGGACUGGAGUCUGUCCACAUGGCAGAGUCAGAGACUGAGUGUACUACACCAGGACUCAACACACUGGAGCCAGAGUGUGUUACAGCACACAGUGGGGAGCUGCACUUCUGCACACCUUUGAGCAGCAGUAUGAUGCAGGCAGGAGUCUGUCUGAGACAGGACACUGAGACAACACUACCAGAGCUCACUGAGCAGCACAGGAUCAGACUGAAAGAAGAGGAACUCAGUGGACUGGAGUCAGAGACAGAGUGUGCUGCACCAGGACUCAACACACUGGAGCCAGAGUGUGUUACAGCACACAGUGGGGUCAGUGCUGUACACCACACUGACUCACCAUUGAUAAAAACAGAACCUGAUCUGGGUCCCACCAACACUGGGGAUCUUAUUAAGACAGAGAGCCUAGACUUUACAGAGCUGGCAUAUAGAAUCCAUCUGCACCCUGACCAAAUCAAAACAGAAACUUAUCCGGGUCACACACACACUGGGGAUCUUAUUAAGACAGAGAACCUAGAAGUUACAGAGCCAGGAUAUGUAACCCAUCUGCAUUCUGACCAAAUCGAAACAGAAACUGAUGAUGGAGGCUACAUCAAGGCUGAACACAUCAGUGUGCUGCAGGACAUUAAAUGUGAUGAUAUUACAUCUGAUGAAGUGAACCCUGUGCUUAAUGGAGCUGGUGUUGUUCACAAAGACCAGACUGAACCAUGGCAGUGUGCAGGAGAACCAAAUCCACACUCCAGGAAACCAGGGAAAGAACAGGACCGUUCCACCCAGCAUGUGAGAUGCCUUAAUGAGCCAUCAGAGUUAAUUCAAGACAAGGGAAACCAUACUGGUGAAAAGCCCCACCAAUGCUCUCAGUGUGGGAAGCGUUUCCUUCAGAAAUCUUCUUUAAACAAACAUCAGAGAAUUCAUACAGGUGAAAAAUCUUACAAAUGUGAUCAGUGUGGGAAGUGUUUUUUGACAAAAAGUGCUUUAAUCACCCACCAGAGAAUUCAUUCAGGUGAAAAACCUUACAAAUGUGAUCAGUGUGGCAAGUGUUUUUCAGAUCAAUCAUGUUUCAGAAAACAUCAGAGAAUUCAUACUGGUGAAAAGCCCCACCAAUGCUCUCAGUGUGGGAAGCUUUUUCCUCAUGAAUCUAAUUUAUAUAAGCACCAGAGAAUUCAUUCAGCUGAAAAACCUUACAAAUGUGAUCAGUGUGGCAAGUGUUUUUCAGCUAAAUCUUAUUUAAGCCAACAUCAGAGAAUCCAUACUGGUGAAAAGCCCUAUGCAUGUACUCAAUGUGGGAAGUUUUUUAAAAAUAAUUAUCAAUUAAUUAUCCAUCAGAGAAUUCAUACUGGUGAAAAACCUUACACUUGUACUCAAUGUGGGAAGUGUUUUUCAGAUAAAUCUCAUUUAAGCAGCCAUCAGAGAAUUCAUACUGGUGAAAAGCCCUUAAAAUGUAUGCAGUGUGGGAAGUGUUUUAUUCAUAAUCAACAAUUAAUUAGGCAUGAGAGAAUCCAUACUGGUGAAAAGCCCUUCACAGGUACUCAGUGUGGGAAGUGUUUUUCAGAUCAAUCGAGUUUCAUAAAACAUCAGAGAAUUCAUACUGGUGAAAAGCCCUACACGUGUACUCAAUGUGGGAAGUGUUUUUCAGAUAAAUCUUAUUUAAGCAAACAUCAGAGAAUUCAUACUGGUGAAAAGCCCUUCAAAUGUACGCAGUGUGGGAAGUGUUUUAUUCAUAAUCAACAAUUAAUUGUGCAUGAGAGAAUCCAUACUGGUGAAAAGCCCUUCACAUGUACUCAGUGUGGGAAGUGUUUUUCAGAUCAAUCAAGUUUAAGAAAACAUCAGAGAAUUCAUACUGGUGAAAAGCCCUACACGUGUACUCAGUGUGGGAAGUGUUUUUCAGAUCAAUCAAGUUUCAGAAAACAUCUGAGAAUUCAUACUGGUGAAAAGCCCCACCAAUGCUCUCAAUGCGGGAAGUGUUUUUCUGCUCAAUCUCAUUUAAGCCAACAUCAGAGAAUCCAUACUGGUGAAAAGCCCUACAAAUGUAUACAGUGUGGGGAGUGCUCUUCAGCAAAAUGUGGUUUAAGUAGACAUCAGGCAGGUGAUACCGUCAUUCCCUGUAGAAGCUAGGUCUCCCUGCCUGGUGGGGGUUUUCCCUCUAAAAUCCAAAUGGUUGACCCAUUUGUAUGGUAAAGAACUAAGGCCUGAUUUUGGGUUAUAAGGAGAAAAUAAACCAAGCAAUCUGGGGUUUUGUCUCCUUUCCUUUGAUUCACACAAAUCAUGUUUAUGCAAAAUCACAAGGCAUAUUACCAUGGGAGGUACAAAAACAGUUAUUACAUUAUGCGGCUGUCAUGAAAACGCCCAACUACAUC
Messenger RNA from Conger conger (European conger), 2725 nucleotides. RefSeq names its product zinc finger protein 260-like. Gene Ontology annotation, biological process: negative regulation of transcription by RNA polymerase II. Lineage: Eukaryota; Metazoa; Chordata; Actinopteri; Anguilliformes; Congridae. Gene Ontology annotation, molecular function: DNA-binding transcription repressor activity, RNA polymerase II-specific. The record is from RefSeq and is a predicted model, not a curated record. The coding region runs from base 276 to 2483 and encodes 735 amino acids. The transcript has 3 exons.